This is a messenger RNA of Melospiza georgiana, 849 nucleotides long. Its product is annotated as leucine-rich repeat-containing protein 3-like. The record is from RefSeq and is a predicted model, not a curated record. Gene Ontology annotation, cellular component: plasma membrane. NCBI's taxonomy places the organism in Eukaryota, Metazoa, Chordata, Aves, Passeriformes, Passerellidae. Gene Ontology annotation, molecular function: protein binding.
AUGGCAGAGGCCUUGCAGGGAUGCCCAGGGACUCUCCUGGUGCCCAGGAGCUGCUGCCAUGCCCGGGGAGCUGCCAGGGGCCGUGCCCAGCUGCCUGCCUGCAGGAUGACCCUCACCAGCACCACCAGCAUGGCCCAGGCUUUCUUCUGCCUCCUGCUCUGCAUGCCCUGGGGCAGCUCCUGCCCGCCCAGCUGCCAGUGCUCGGAGCGGGCCGGGGCCAAGGCUGUGCUCUGCAGCUCCCAGCACCUGCAGGAGAUCCCCAAGGACAUCCCCAGGGACGCGGUGCUCCUCAAGCUGGAUGCCAACAGCAUCCCCAGCAAUGCCUUCAGGCACCUGUCCCGCCUGCAGGAGAUCGACCCGUCCUGGAACGCCAUCGAGCACAUCGACAGGGCGGCCUUCAGAGGGGUGGCAGCCGGGCUGAGGAGCCUCGACCUGUCCGGGAACCGCAUCCGCAGCAUUCCCAAGGAGGCACUGCUGGCUCUCAGGGCCGAGCUGCGGCUGGCCAACAACCCCUGGCACUGCGGGUGCGCCCUGCAGGAGCUGCUGGGGGUGGCACGGCCGCACCCCGACUCCGUGCAGGACAUCAGCUGCCACACGGCCCCGCCACACGAGCUCGUGGGCAAGCCGCUGCUGCGGCUGGGCAGCGGGGCCAACCUCUGCAGUGUGCCACGGAGGAGCACGGACGUGGCCACGCUGCUCGCCAUGUUCGCCAUGUUCGCCAUGCUCGCCGCCUGUGUCACGGGCUACGUGCGACACAACCGGGAGCGCUCCUGCGGGCACUGCCAGGCACACGGGAACGGGCAGAGAGCGCCAGCACCGCCCUGUAGGAGCACCCGCACUGUCCUGUAG